ACUGGUCUCCAUUUGCUCCCAAACUCACCCGACCUGCAUACCCUUUCCCCCCGUCAUCAGCCAUGGCGACCGCAACGAGGAGGCUGCUCCCGACGCUCCUCAGAACCCUAACCGGCACCCGCCACCCUGGCGCGGCGCGGGGCCUCGCCACGGAGAAGGCAGUCGGCGCCGCGGCCGUCGUUGGAAGCCACACCGCGAAAUGGAUGCAGGACACAAGCAAGAAAUCUCCAAUGGAACUUAUCAAUGAGGUGCCACCAAUCAAGGUUGAAGGGCGAAUUGCCGCAUGUGAAGGGGAUAAAAACCCUGCCCUUGGCCAUCCAAUUGAGUACAUCUGCCUUGAUCUGGAUGCACCUGCUGUGUGCAAAUACUGCGGCCUUCGCUAUGUUCAAGACCACCAUCACUAAGUAGAGAAGAUACCAUCCUUUACCACAGCAGAAUUUGGAGUUGCUGCAUGCUCAUUGGGUUCACAAUGUAUGCCAAUGUACUGUGUAUUGCGCUUGAUGGCAAAAUGUUGUCUGUGACUGUCAUCCUACUUUUUGUAACACAAUAAUGUUGCAUUAACUUCGAAUUGAUUUUCUGUAGCUGACAUUUGUCGGCAUUUGCUGAAUUAAUGCACUUUCCAUAUCAAACUCCCUGCACUCUGGAUAAAAGGGUUGAGAGGGAAGGAACAUGAAAUUGAUUUUAGAAGCUGCUUAGUGAACAUUUGGCCAUUGAAA
Triticum dicoccoides is the source of this 716-nucleotide messenger RNA. Its product is annotated as NADH dehydrogenase [ubiquinone] iron-sulfur protein 6, mitochondrial-like. Gene Ontology annotation, cellular component: respiratory chain complex I. The transcript is spliced from 3 exons. The record is from RefSeq and is a predicted model, not a curated record. Gene Ontology annotation, biological process: mitochondrial electron transport, NADH to ubiquinone. NCBI's taxonomy places the organism in Eukaryota, Viridiplantae, Streptophyta, Magnoliopsida, Poales, Poaceae. The coding region runs from base 63 to 404 and encodes 113 amino acids.